This is a messenger RNA of Meleagris gallopavo (turkey), 821 nucleotides long. The record is from RefSeq and is a predicted model, not a curated record. Lineage: Eukaryota; Metazoa; Chordata; Aves; Galliformes; Phasianidae.
GUUGUGUCCGCAGGAUGGCGUGGUCCUGGGAGCCGACACGAGGGCGACCGAGGGGAUGGUCGUCGCUGACAAGAACUGCUCGAAAAUACACUACAUCUCUUCCAACAUCUACUGUUGUGGUGCGGGCACAGCCGCAGACACUGAGAUGACGACUCAGCUGAUUGCUUCCAAUCUGGAGCUCCAUGCGCUGUCUACAGGACGACUUCCACGUGUGGUCACAGCUAAUCGAAUGCUAAAGCAAAUGCUUUUCAGGUAUCAAGGCUACAUUGGUGCUGCCUUGGUUUUAGGAGGUGUAGAUGUCACUGGACCUCACCUUUACAGCAUAUAUCCCCAUGGAUCAACUGACAAGUUGCCUUAUGUUACCAUGGGUUCUGGCUCACUGGCAGCUAUGGCUGUUUUUGAAGAUAAGUACAAACCGGACAUGGAGGAAGAAGAAGCCAAACAGCUUGUGAGGGAUGCCAUUGCAGCUGGCAUAUACAAUGAUCUGGGCUCUGGCAGUAACAUAGAUAUCUGUGUUAUAAGCAAGAACAAGUUGGAUUUUAUCCGUCCGUAUGAUGUGGCCAACAGAAAAGGCGAAAGGUAUGGCAGAUAUAAGUGUGAGAGAGGAACUACUGCUGUUCUCACAGAGAACGUAGCACACCUGGAAAUUGAGGUGGUGGAUGAAACUGUACAAACCAUGGAUACUUCCUGAGCAUUACCUGCAGCUGCUGUGUCACAGAGGACACACAUGAGGUGUGUUUCACUUUUGGAAGCCUUCCUGCCUGCAGAAAAACAUGCGACCCAUACAGAAUAAAUAAAGAGGGGUCUGACCAUUCUCUUAA